AUGCACAAGGCCGGGACUACGACCCUUGCCGAGGCCUUCUUCGGCACGGGUCGCGUGCACACCGCCAGCGGUGCAUGCUGCCGCGCCGUGCAACGAACGAGGAACCUGACGGUCGCGGCCAAGUCAACGCCGCCCAUGUGUGGUGCGCGCGAGCUUGGCUGGCCAAAGGAGUCUCACUUCUUCGACUGGUGCUUGGAGCACGGGCGCUGCGAGGAUUACCCACUCGUCUUCCGCAGCCGGCCGGCGGGGUCAAACAUGGAGGCGACACCACGGAUGCUCUCACAGCCACGCGCCGCCGAGGCACUCGCUGCUGUGAUGCCUCCAAGCAUCCGGCCAGCCGCUCGGUUCAUCAUAUUACUGAGGGAGCCUACCUCCCGCCUCUUCUCCUGGUAUAACCACCAGGUGCGUGCAGGCUGGGUGCGCUCCCCAUUCGCAACCUACGCGGACAACCAGCUGCAUGAAUGGCGCAUGCGGUCAACGCGCACCGCAUUUGCCGCCCUAGAUCCGAUGCCGGACAUCGGACGCGGGCUAUACGCGCAGUCGGUCCUGCACUGGCGCCGCUUCUGGAUGCGAAAGGCGCUGCUGCUGCUCAACUACCACACGGCCUUUAGUGAAAUGGCCGCGGUCUCGAGGGCCGCGCUUGAGCAAUUCACCGGCGUGCGGCCAGGCCUGUUCAAGCGGGAGAACUCCUUUCGCGCCAAAUCGUCGCUUCCUUGCGCAGCUCGCGACCAGCUCCUGCGGUUUUACUCUCCACACAACGAGGACCUCUACCGGAUGGUCCGGCAAGAUGCGUUCGACGGCUCUUCGCCGGAAGCAGAGCCGCCCUUUGGCACUCUGCCGCCGCCAGCCUGCUCUGAGUUUGUCACCAAUUCGACGCCGACGCCAACCCCACCCACGCAGCGGCAGCAGAACCAGCAACAGUGCCGGCCGUUUUGCGACUCUCACUCGGCGGCGUGGCGCACGCUUUGGGGGGGAGGCAAGUGCAGCUGGAGCACGUGUGAGGGCUGCGCGCACUGUCUCCGUGAAACGAAGGUUCGCCCUGGGCUGGGCCCUCGUCGGGUCGCGAACCAUGUCGCGAGCGUCGGCACGAGGGUUAGUGUUCAGAUGACGAAGAGUUGA
Emiliania huxleyi CCMP1516 is the source of this 1119-nucleotide messenger RNA. RefSeq lists its product as hypothetical. Gene Ontology annotation, molecular function: sulfotransferase activity. The record is from RefSeq and is a predicted model, not a curated record. The transcript has 4 exons. NCBI's taxonomy places the organism in Eukaryota, Haptophyta, Isochrysidales, Noelaerhabdaceae. The coding region runs from base 1 to 1119 and encodes 372 amino acids.